Eptesicus fuscus (big brown bat) is the source of this 4153-nucleotide messenger RNA. It is a transcript of the gene TBC1D8, whose product is annotated as TBC1 domain family member 8. NCBI's taxonomy places the organism in Eukaryota, Metazoa, Chordata, Mammalia, Chiroptera, Vespertilionidae. Bases 76 to 3489 code for a protein of 1137 amino acids. The transcript has 20 exons. The record is from RefSeq and is a predicted model, not a curated record.
UGCGCAGCCUCCUCCGCAGCUGGGCCGGCCGGCCGCGGGGCGGUGUGAGCCGGGCCGGGCGGCCGGAGCGCUGCGAUGUGGCUCCGGCCCGAGGAGGUGCCGCUGAAGAACGCGCUGCGGCUGUGGGUGACCCAGAGGAGCAGCUGCCACUUCGUCCUGCAGCGGCGCCGCGGGCACGGCGAGGGGGGCGGCCGCCUCACCGGCCGCCUGGUGGGCGCUCUGGACGCGGUGCUGGACUCCAGCGCACGGGUGGCCCCGUUCCGGAUCCUGUUCCAGGUGCCCGGCUCCCAGGUCUGCUCUCAGAUCGCGAGCGGGGCGACGCUGGAGGAGGUGGAGCGGCACUGGGCCUGGCUGGAGCAGAACCUGCUGCACACCCUGGGCGUGUUCGACAGCGCGGAGGACGCCGCCAGCUUCGUCACCGGGAAGGUGAAGGCCCUGAUCGCCGAGGAGUCCAGCAGCCGGCUGGCCGAGCAGGAGGAGGAGCCCGAGAAGUUCCGAGAGGCCUUGGUCAAGUUUGAGUCCAGGUUCGCCUUCCCGGAGGCGGAGAAGCUCAUCACCUACUACUCGUGCUGCUGCUGGAAGGGCCGCGUCCCCCGCCAGGGCUGGCUCUACCUCAGCGUCAACCACCUCUGCUUCUACUCCUCCUUCCUGGGCAAGGAGCUUAAACUUGUGAUCCCUUGGGUUGACAUCCAGAAGUUAGAAAAAACGUCCAACGUCUUCCUGACGGCCACCAUCCGCGUCAGCACGCCCAGCAAGGAGCGGGACUUCUCCAUGUUCCUGGACCUGGAGGAGGCACUGAAGGUCAUGGAGCAGCUAGCCGACGUGACGCUGCGCAGGCUGCUGGACAACGAGGGCUUUGACCUGGACCCCCCGCUGCAGGAGCCGAGCCAGAUCACCAAGAGGGACCUGGAGGCCCGAGCGCAGAGCGAGCUGUUCCGGGCCGUCUUCAGGCUGCCGCGGCGCGAGAGGCUGCACGCCGUCCGGGGCUGCUCCCUGUGGACGCCCUUCAGCCGCCGCCACACCGCCGGGCGCCUCUUCGCCUCCGACCGCUACGUCUGCUUCGCCAGCACCGAGGAGGGCAGCUGCCGGGUCAUCAUCCCGCUCCGCGAGGUGCUGAGCAUCGAGAAGAUGGAGGACACGAGCCUGCUGCCCAGCCCGGUCAUCGUCAGUGUCCGGGGCCAGAUGGCCUUCCAGUUCAUCGAGCUGAAGGACAGGGACGCGCUGGUGGAGGCGCUGCUGGGCCGGCUGCAGCGGGUGCAGGCCGACCUCCCCGCGCACCGCAGCGCCUCGCAGGGCGGGGACGACAGGACGCCGGCGCUUCAGUCCACGAGCGUGAGCAGUGACCACACGUUUGGGGACCUGGAAGUGGUGUCUUCUCCGAGCAGCGAGGAGAGCGGAGCGGAGAGCCCGCGGCGGCGCCCCGAGGCCCCGGGCGCUGUCCUGUGCUUGCCCAGGGAGGAGGUGAAGACACGCCUGUGGAGGGACCACCUUGCGGAGUACGGCAGGACCGUGUGCAUGUUCCGCACCGAGAAGGUCCGGAGGCUGGUGGCCAUGGGCCUCCCCCAGUGCUUGCGCGGCCGGCUCUGGCUGCUCUUCUCAGAUGCCGUAACCGACCUCGCCUCGCAUCCCGGCUACUACGGGCGCCUGGUGGAGGAGUCCCUGGGGAAGUGCUGCCUGGCCACGGAGGAGAUCGAGCGGGACCUGCACCGGUCCCUGCCGGAGCACCCCGCCUUCCAGACUGAGACGGGCAUCGCCGCUCUGAGGAGGGUCCUGACCGCCUACGCCCACCGCAAUCCCAGGAUCGGGUACUGCCAGUCCAUGAACAUCCUGGCCUCCGUGCUGCUGCUCUACGCCGCCGAGGAGGACGCCUUCUGGCUGUUGGUUGCGGUGUGCGAGCGCAUGCUCCCCGACUACUUCAACCGCCGCGUGCUGGGGGCCCAGGUGGACCAGUCCGUGUUUGAGGAGCUCGUCCGGGAGCAGCUGCCCGAGCUGGCCGAGCGCCUGCGCGACCCCUCCGCCCUGGCGUCCCUGUCGCUCUCCUGGUUCCUGACGCUCUUCCUCAGCAUCAUGCCCCUGGAGAGCGCCGUGCACGUGGUGGACUGCUUCUUCUACGACGGCAUCACGGCCGUCUUCCAGCUGGGGCUGGCCGUGCUGGAGGCCAACGCCCGGGCCCUGUGCAGCAGCCGGGACGACGGCCAGGCCCUCGUGCUCCUCAGCAGGUUUCUAGAUCACAUCAAGAACGAGGACAGCCCCGGGCCCCCCGUGGGCAGCCACCACGCCUUUUUCUCCGGCGACCAGGAGCCUCCUCCGGUGACCGACAUUGCGGACCUGAUCCGGGACUCCUAUGAGAAGUUUGGGCACCAGUCUGUGGAGCAGAUCGAGCGCAUGCGCUGCAGGCACAGGAUCCGGGUCCUCCAGGGCCACGAGGGCACCACCAAGCAGAACGUGCUCCGCGUGGUCAGCCCUGAAGUCUCCUUCCCCCUUGGUGACCUCGAGGAGCUCUAUGACUUGUUCAAGCGGGAGCACAUGAUGAGCUGCUACUGGGAGCAGCCGCGACCCGGGCCCGCCCGCCAUGACCCCAGCCGGCCCUACGCCGAGCAGUACCGCAUAGACAGCCGGCAGUUUGCACGCCUGUUUCAGCUGCUCUCGCCAUGGACCUGCGGGGCGCACACAGAGAUCCUUGCCGAAAGGACCUUCCGGCUCCUGGACGACAACAUGGACCAUCUUAUCGAAUUCAAAGCGUUUGCCACCUGCCUCGACACUAUGUAUAAUGGAGAAAUGAGUGAGAAAAUUAAACUGCUCUACAGGCUUCAUAUCGCUCCAGCCCUCACUGGAGAGGACCAAGACAGCCAGUCACCACUGAGGAACCCUCUGCUGUCGACGUCAAGACCCCUGGUGUUUGGGAAACCAAAUGAUGAUGCCUCUGAUUAUCAGAAACAGCUAAAGCAGAUGAUUAAGGAUUUAGCCAAAGAAAAAGCUAAAUCUGAGACUGAGUUGCCCCAAAUGAGCCAGAGAGAAUUCAUCCAGUUCUGUAAAACUUUGUACAGCAUGUUCCAUGAAGACCCAGAGGAAAACGACUUAUAUCAAGCCAUCGCCACGGUAACCACGCUGCUGCUGCAGAUCGGGGAGGUGGGGCAGCGCAGCAGCAGCAGCAGCAGCUCCGGGAGCUGCUCCCAGGACAGCGGGGAGGGCCCGCGGGCCUCAGCCCCUUCUCCGGAGCGGGGCUCUGUUUUUGUGGACUCGGACUCGGACACUGGGACAGCUCCCCGGGCAUUUCCCGAAGAGGCGGAAGGCGACUGGACAGUCUCCCUUGAACACAUUUUAGCUUCACUUCUGACUGAACAGUCAUUAGUAAACUUUUUUGAAAAGCCACUGGACAUUAAAUCCAAACUUGAAAAUGCCAAGGUCAAUCAGUACAGCCUCAAAACUUUUGAAACGAGCAGCCAAUUACUGCCUGAACUUAAGCAAGACAGUGAUUUGCUGAGAUGAGCUGGUCAUAACAAAGCAAGAACCACCAAUUUGUAGGUUGUCAGCCCCAUAAAUCCAGAUUUGAGUCUCCUCCAUUCUGAGUACAGCCUACAAUCUGGGCAUGCAGGUAAGCAACCUGACCGCCCCAACUGUGGCCUGGAGAACUGAUGCAAUCCUCAACAUUUCUGUGUUUUUAAGAGGGAGCGACAUGGAUGUUGGUUGCCUCCCAUACAUACCCCGGCCGGGGAUGGGACCUGCAACCUAAGUCAUGUGCCCUGAUCGGGAAUCAAACCUGCAGCCUUCCAGUGUGCAGGGUGACGCUCCAACCCACCGAGCCGCAGCGGCCAGGCCAGGCUGUUGACUAUCAGAUAUACUGCUGCUGUGAUGCUCUCAUUGACAGAACACGGGUCCAAUGCACUAUGCUAACCCAGACGAAGAAACGCCCACGCUCUCAUUUUUCACUAGAUAAUGGGAGGUCUAGAGUCAAGUUCACUUUGAAGAUAUAAGAGCCACUGUCUGUGCAAUUGCAUUUGGCUUUUUCUUUGCACAAAUGUUUCAAUGCUGGUAAUUGAAACCAUUUUAAUAUAUUUGGUUGUAUUCCCUUUCCUUACAAAAAUGUUGUGUACAAACCAUGCUAUCAAUGUUGGCCUCCCAAGUUUUUUAAUAAAUUUUUGUAGCAACUUUG